Sardina pilchardus (European sardine) is the source of this 8071-nucleotide messenger RNA. RefSeq names its product WNK lysine deficient protein kinase 1b (gene wnk1b). Gene Ontology annotation, molecular function: potassium channel inhibitor activity; ATP binding; protein serine/threonine kinase activity. Gene Ontology annotation, biological process: protein phosphorylation; negative regulation of sodium ion transport; positive regulation of potassium ion import across plasma membrane. NCBI's taxonomy places the organism in Eukaryota, Metazoa, Chordata, Actinopteri, Clupeiformes, Clupeidae. The record is from RefSeq and is a predicted model, not a curated record. Gene Ontology annotation, cellular component: cytosol; cytoplasm.
CGCUCACUCGGAGGAGUGACUACUUGAGCGCUGGAGCUAACCAACCGUGAGAUAGAGGCUCAGCUCUACGGGGCUCACUUUUCUGCUCGAGAACGGAGGAAAGUCGGCUGCUGGAUUGAAACGUUUUUCCAUUUCGGACUUACUUCAACGAGCCAGCGGACUGCAGUCAUUUUCUUGUACUGCAUCGGUCGUGUGAAACGAACUCGACUACUGGAAGGAAACAUUGAACUUGAGGCAGAGGAGACUGGAAGUGGUCAGAAUAGGAUAUUAGUGUCAAGAUAGAGGAAAUCAUUUUUCUACUUCGGCUAAUUAUCGUUAUCGGAAAUUUGCUUAAAACUGUUAAUGAUGUUUUGGAAAGUAAUCUAUUAAAAUCUUCAGACUCUUCAGACUGCCAAACCACACUGUCACUAUGGGGCUCGUGGCUUUGUAGAGUGUGUGCUUUUAAAGCCAUUUUGGACUUUAUUAGAAUUAUUUUAUUUCGGAAUACACACUCCCUCUGACAAUCAGGUCGACUUCACUCGCUUUGUUGACAGCGAAGAAUGGAUUUAUAGCCUACAUACGAAAGUGUGCUUGGCCCUGGCAUCGGGUCUCUCUGCCAGGCUCUCCCCGGCUCAGUAGCGGUCCGUAUCGGACAGGACCGGACGACCCUGCCGCUCUCCCGUUCCUCCCGUUCCUCCCGUAUGUUCAAUGACGGCUGUCCGGGGGAACGUGCAUGAUGGAUGGAGCGGAUGUGACCGUCUCGCCGUCUCUCCUCCCGUGCUGGCGAGUUUGUGACUCCGUGCACUUCUUCUCCAUCUACAAGCGAGUCCCCCCCCUCACGGGCCCCGGGCCUCACUGCUGUUGCGUCCGCAGCGCCAGGAACUGUAGCUGUUAACGCGGCUCACGCGGCUCUCUCGCCAGAGCAUCCCACAGCAGGUUGCUCUCCUCACAUGAGCCGGAGUCGGUCUCCGUGGUUACUGCUCAGCAUCCUGGAGUGUGUGCGGCGCGUACGGAGUUGCUCCAUCUCUGCCGUGAGCUUUGCUGAGUUGGGGUGUGUUACGUUUGGGGUGUGUUUGUUCUAAUUUAUUUGUACUGCAUUCUGUGUGCGCUUGAUACACACAAACAACGGUUUGAGGAAAGAUGUCGGAAAACGGCAGCAACAGUAAAGAGGUGACGACGUUCCUGGCCCCGCCCCCCCCGCCGCAGCGGCCGGUGAACGGCACCACCGGGUCGGACUCGCGGGUCGGCGAGAAGGUGGGGUCUGAGCCGGGGGUGCGGCGGAGGCGUCACACGAUGGAGCGCGACAAGACGGAGCAGCACCGCUUCUUCCGCCGCAGCGUCAUCUGCGACUCCACCGCCGCCUGCAUCCUGGCCUCCCCGCCCGACGAGGCUCCGCCCCCCCCGGGCCACGCCCCCUCCGAGCCCUCGCGCGCCGCCACGCACCUGGUCGUGGAGGAGCAGUCCGAGGACGCGGCGGUGGCCGCGGCGACGGCGACGACGACGUCGACGACGGCCGUCACGGCGACGAGCGAGAAGAGGCCCGGCGGCGAGCUGGACGCGCGGCGGCUGGACUCCCAGAGUUCCGCUGGAGCUCCGCAGGCGGGUGGCGCGGGCGUGGGUCUAGCGAGCGCGAGCGAGGCCAAGGAGUCGGCCGACGCCACCACGGACGAGCUGGCGGUAGCCGUGACGACGACGACGACGGCGACGGCUGCAGCGGCGGCGGGGGGCUCGGAGCAGGAGAGCGCGGAGAAGAGGAGUAGUGAGGAGGAGGAGGAGCGGGGCGUGGCGAAGGCUCGGGCGGAGGCGGAGAUACGCGAGGCGGCGGAGAAGAAGCAGCAGGACGAUAACGAGGAGGUGGAGACCAAAGCCGUCGGCACAUCGCCCGACGGACGCUUCCUCAAGUUCGACAUCGAGAUCGGACGCGGCUCCUUCAAGACCGUCUACAAGGGCCUGGACACCGAGACCACCGUGGAGGUGGCCUGGUGUGAGCUGCAGGACCGUAAGCUGUCCAAGUCUGAGCGGCAGCGGUUCAAGGAGGAGGCGGGAAUGCUGAAGGGGCUGCAGCACCCCAACAUCGUGCGCUUCUACGACUCCUGGGAGUCCCCCUCCAAGGGGCGCAAGUGCAUCGUGCUCGUCACCGAGCUCAUGACCUCCGGCACCCUCAAAACGUACCUGAAGCGCUUCAAGGUGAUGAAGAUCAAGGUGCUGCGCAGCUGGUGUCGUCAGAUCCUGAAGGGGCUGCACUUCCUGCACACGCGGCUGCCGCCAAUCAUCCACCGCGACCUCAAGUGCGACAACAUCUUCAUCACCGGCCCCACCGGCUCCGUCAAGAUCGGCGACCUCGGCCUCGCCACGCUCAAGAGGUCCUCCUUCGCCAAGAGCGUCAUCGGUACCCCUGAGUUCAUGGCUCCUGAGAUGUACGAGGAGAAGUAUGAUGAGUCUGUGGACGUGUACGCGUUUGGGAUGUGCAUGCUGGAGAUGGCCACCUCAGAGUACCCCUACAGCGAGUGCCAAAACCCUGCCCAGAUCUACCGCAGAGUCACCAGCGGAGUGAAGCCUGGGAGUUUUGAUAAGGUGGCCAUUCCUGAAGUCAAGGAGAUCAUCGAGGGAUGCAUACGACAGAAUAAGGACGAGAGGUACUCCAUCCACAUCCUGCUGAACCAUGCCUUCUUCCAGGAGGAGACGGGUGUGCGGGUGGAGCUGGCGGAGGAGGACGACGGGGAGAUGAUGGCCAUCAAGCUGUGGCUCCGCAUAGAGGACGUGCGCAAGCUCAAGGGCAAGUACAAGGACAACGAGGCCAUCGAGUUCUCCUUCCACCUCAACAAGGACGUGCCCGAAGAUGUGGCCCAGGAAAUGGUGGACUCUGGCUACGUGUGUGAUGGCGACCACAAGACGAUGGCGAAGGCCAUCAAGGACCGCGUGUCUCUGAUCCUGCGCAAGAGAGAGCAGCGCAAGCAGGUGCGGGAGGAGCAGGAGAAGCGCCGCCUCCAGGAGGCCCUCCGGAACCAGAACCAGAACCCACAGAACCCACAGAACCCACAGAACCCACAGAACCCCCCGGCAGCAGCAGCAGCAGCAGCAGCAGCAUCAGGACCGCAGGGUCCAACAGAACCAGAGGAGACGGAACACGAGCUGCAGCUGCAGCAUCAGCACCAGAUACAACAGCAGCUGAUGUACCAGCAGCCCAGCAUCUCCAUGACCUCGGAGGGCGCUGCAGACAGCGGUCAGGGUUCGUCCAUCUUCUCGGACGCUCACCUGGGCCAGGCCAUGUCCUACAGCUCUGUCCCCGCCCCCCAGCAGGGCUCUGGCCAACCACAGGGCUCGUACCCGCCCGCCGCCGCCCCGCACAGCCAAUCGCAGCUGGCGCAGCAGCACGCGGCCUACGCGCAGCAUGCCCCCACAGCAGCAGCAACAAUACGGAGGUUUCUACAUCCAAGCCAUCCCCUCGCAGGUGCCCACCACUCAACCUGCCGUCUCUGUGGCAAUUCAGCAGCAGCAGGCCAGCACUGUUGCCCAGAGCAGCUCACACACUCCUGCAGCCCUGUCUUCCCAGACCUGCACCAGUGCCCAUGCUCCGCCCACAAUGGCCCACGUUGCCAGGACGACCGCGCCCAUGAUGACGUCUGCAGGCUUCGCUCCUCCGGCCUCCAUGGCGACAGUGUUGCCGCAGCAACAGCAGGCAGGCGCUCCGAUGACGACCCCAGUAUCCGUUCCAGUCGUGACCCCGAAACCGCUACCGAUGACCUCAAUACCAGUUCCCAUGCCGACUCCAGUAUCUGUUCCAGUGGUGACGACAAAGCCAGUUCCGAUGACGACCCCAAAACCUGUUCAGAUGACGACCCCAAAGCCAGUUCAGAUGACGACCCCAAAGCCUGUUCAGAUGACGACCCCAAAGCCAGUUCCGGUGUCUGCUGCGUUGGCGCCCCCUGUGGGUGUGGGGGUGUCAGUGUCUCCGGCAGCAGCGGUGCCUUCUGUGAGUGCAGGUGUCGUCAUGGCAACCCCCACCGCUCCUCUGGCGCCCCAAAAGAAGCCUCCGGCCGCCACCCCUCUGACCCCUGUGACCCCCGUGACCCCCGUGACCUCUGCCCCCAGAGAGCAUCCCGCCCCCCAGAGAGAUGCCCCGGCCCAGGCUACCCAGAAUGCAUCACAGCCAACAUCGGCAGAGCAGCUCCAAACAGUGACCUCCUCUAUAGAGAGUGGUCACUCUGAUGUGGCGUCGGGCCUUAGUGAUGGUAACGAGGGUGCCAUGGCAACAGGAGGUCGCCAUGAGGGUCGUUCUGCGAAGCGGGACAGGAGGAGGUCCGUCAGGAGCCGCUCCCGCCACGACAAGCUGGGCAAGGCCAAGCUCAACGUCCUCAACAUCUCCAACAUGGGGGAUCGUGUUGCUGAAUGUCAGCUGGAGACUCACAACAGGAAGAUGGUGACCUUCAAGUUCGACCUUGACGGAGACAACCCGGAGGAGAUCGCCCAGAUCAUGGUGGAGAGUGAGUUCAUUCUGGAGAAUGAGAGGGAGUCGUUCAUCGAGCAGGUGCGUGAGGUCAUCGAGACGGCUGACGAGAGAGGACUGGAGAGAGAUGGCAGCCAGGCUCCUGAUCAUGAUCAGCAAGCACCUGAUGCAACUACACCCCCAACAGGUGUGUCGUCCGGUCUGGGUACUCAGGUGGUCCACUCUGCUGGGCGCAGGUUCAUCGUGAGCCCCGUACCUGAGUCCCGUCUCCGAGAGCAGUUCUUCAGCCCCACCAGCCCCCCCCUCACCGAGGACCAGCCCUCUGCAGCUCUUGCCGCUGCUCCUGCUGCAGGGGUGGGUCUGUCCCAGUCUGCGUCUGCUGUGAGUCUGCAGCAGGCCUUUGCUGAGAUGCGUCAGGGGCAACAGCAGUACCCCCCCGGCCCCAGCACCGCCCCCCCCACCCUCCACCCCGACCUGCCCGCCUUCCCCCCCCCCUCCACCUCUCCCUCCCUCCCCUCCACCUCUCCCUCCCUCCCCUCCAUCUCCAUCUCUCCCUCCGUUCCUGCCAUCCCCCCCUCCUCCUCCUCUCCUCCUCCCUCUGCUCAACCUGCCCCUCAGAUGCCCCCCGUUACCCAGCCUGCUGUAUCAACUGCCCCUCCUGCUGCUGCGCCAGCUUCCGUUGCCCCCCCGCCCCCCACCACCACCAGCCUGCCCGCCGCCCCUCCACCAACUGCCCCAGUUGCCCCCACCACCCCCAUCCCCAGCGCUGCUGCCGUCUCCGAUGCUUCUGUUGCCCCGUGCCCUGUGGUGCUGCCAGAGCUGCCCGUCUCUGCCCCUGCGGUCACCGUGCCAACCACUGCCGUCCAGACGCCCCAGAUGAGCCCGCCCACCUCCACCCUCUCCGCCACCCCGGCCACGCCCACACAGGUGCCGUCUCUGCAGCCGGUGACCAGUACGGUUCCGGUGGUGCAGCCCACUCCGGCGCACACACAGCCGCAGGCGAGCGUGGCGGUGGGCCAGCCACACACACACACACACACACACACACACACCCAGCCGCUGGCGCCCUGCGGGGAGUGUGAGGCGGCGGCGGGCAUCGAGGACAUCCACGCGCUCGACCAGAAGCUGCGCUCGCUCUUCAUGGACCUCUCCGGCCCCGGCCCCGCCCCCGGCGACGGCUCCGCCCCUAGCGACCAACCGGCCUGCACGCCCGGCACCUCCUCCCCCCCCGGCUCCAUCUCCAUCGCCGCGGCGACCGCCUCCCCCCUGCCCCCCUCCUCCCUUCCGCUGGCGUCGCCGGGGCAACAGACGGGCGGAACGCCCCUCAACACGCCCGCCGCUACGCCCACCUCCACAUACACACAGAACACGCCCGCCAAAACACCCCUGUCCAGAGUACCGCAGGGUGUGCCCGUGGGCAUGGAGCAGGCUGGUUCUCCUCCUGCUGAGUUCCUGCCCCCGUUCCCUGGACCCUGCCUGCAGUCUCAGCAGCCUCUUGAGGAUCUUGAUGCCCAGUUGAGACGAGCCCUGAGCCCAGAGACCGUUUCCAUCGCUCCUUCCCAGGCAACUGGGAUGGCGGCUGGAGGACAGCCAGUGUCCUUCUCUAUGGAGGGGGAGGCUCCCCCAGCUCCGGCCCCAGCAGCCUUCACACUGGGCAGAUUCAAGGUGUCCGUGGCAACAGAGGAGGGUGUGUCUCAGCUCCCGCCCAGCUCGGCUGACUCCUCCUCCACAACGUCCUGCUCCUCCUCUUCCUCCUCCUCCUCCUCCUCCUCCUCUUCCUCCUCCUCGCUGUCCAGCCCUGAGCACACGCUGCACAAGUACUCGUCUCUGCGGCCGCUGCCCAGUGUGGACGUGGUGGACGGAGUGUGUCCUCACACACACACACACACACACACACACACGCCGCCCCCCGCACAGCCCCCCACCACCACCAUCGGCCGUUUCCAGGUGACCUCCUCGGCCGGCGACACGCGGGUCGGACGCUUCUCCGUCAGCCGCAGCCAAGACGAGGUCGUCGCCCCGGCAACCGCCUCGCCCCACGCCCAGGAGCCGCCGCUGUCGCUAGGCAACGGACCGCCCCUGCCCAGCCCCGAGGGGAGGAGCCUCAACAACUCGUACCUGAGCAGCGACAACGACUCGGAGAUGGAGGACGAGGACUUCAAGAGAGAGAUCAGCCGUCUCAGAGAGAAGCACCUGAAGGAGAUCCAGGCUCUACACGUGCGGCAGAAGGAGGAGAUCGACUGCCUGUUCUCGCGUCUGGGGAAGGUGCCCCCCCCCUCCAUCAACCCCCCACUGGUGGCCCCCCCAGGACGCCGGAGACGACCCCCCAAGACCAAGAGCAGCAAGUCCAGCAGGAGCAGCACGCAGUCAGGUAGUACCCUGUCUGCCCAGAGUGCCCCGGUGGUGUUCCCGUCUCAGGCGGAGCUGGUUGCCCCCGGGGGGGUAAGUGAGGCGGGCAUCUGCCCCCUGAUGCCCCUGAAGCCCUCGCCCUCCAGCGACCAGCUCUGCUCCGCCUACACCAGCGACGCCGCGCUGAGCGUGCCCAGUCUGUGUGCGCCCACGCCAGGGACGAGCAGUACUACCGGCGUGAGUGGGCCGGCGCAGGGCCCGCAGUGCCCCGCUCCUCCAGCGGGGGCAGGCUCGGGCUCGGGCUCGGGCUCGGGCGGCCAGAGCCGCAAGGGCACCUUCACGGACGACCUGCACAAGCUGGUGGACAACUGGGCGCGCGACGCCAUGAGCCUGUCCCAGGGCAAGAGGCCCGCCAAGGGGCAAGGACAGCCCACCUCACAGGGACACAGCUACGAGGCGGUCCCUCCGGCCAGCAUGGGCCGUAAGUUCUCUGCGCCGGGUCAGCUGUGCCCUGGCAUGGCGUCUUCCCUGGGGGGCCACAGCGCCGCCGCCCCCCCCUCCGCUACCUCUCUGGGCCGCAAGGGCUCGCUCUGCCCGCCUGUGCCCACCUACGGGUACGCCCCCCCCACCGCACCUUACUCCGGCCCCUGGCCCCCCACCCCCACCGCCGCCGCCUCGCACCCCUCCGCCCUCAUGACCUCCGCCCCCCAGAUGACCCCGUUCGUGACCCCGGGGGGGUCGGCCCCCCCCCCCCUCCGCGCUGCAGGGGUUCCACAUGGCGCCCCUGCAGAAGGCCGUGAGCAACCCCGCCGGCCCCAACCUGAGGACCACAUAGACCAUGAACCCACGGGGCGGGGGGGGGGGGGCACGGACCGAUGGAGGCAUGUCCAGUUUAUGUUUUCAUUUCUGAAGAUGGAUAUAAGACUGUGAAGAGUGUGUGUGUGUGUGUGUGAGCGUGAAUGGCAGCAUAUGUGUGAGAGGGAGUGUGUGUGUGUUUGUGUUAGGGGAUUUGUCGGGAUCAAGUCCAAAGGCCCCCCCCAUAUAACCUUUACCCCCCCCCUCACCCUGGACCUGGACAGAUGCAUGCUGGGAUAGGCAUGUUGCUAGGCUCCUGUCGUCAUGGUGCCGAGCAGAGACCCACGGACACACGAGUGCAAUGUUCCGUUCCGCCGCCAAAGAAAGCACCCGAUUGGUGGAUUUGAUCAGUCUCAAAGCACGUGAUUGGAGGAUCCUGUUAUUGGGGGGACCCCCCCCCCCCCUCAGAGGAGCAGCGGAGUGGACUGUGUUUGGGGUGUG